Molecule: messenger RNA, 2581 nt
Organism: Brassica oleracea var. oleracea
Lineage: Eukaryota; Viridiplantae; Streptophyta; Magnoliopsida; Brassicales; Brassicaceae
Product: MORC family CW-type zinc finger protein 4-like
Exons: 20
Coding region: 307-2313 (668 amino acids)
Cellular component (GO): nucleus
Molecular function (GO): ATP hydrolysis activity
Source: RefSeq, a predicted model, not a curated record
CGCUCAGUCGCAGAUUUCAAUUUAUUUAAUUCUCUCUCCGUAUCGCGGCCUUGUUUUGACGGGAGCAAUUUUCCGGGAUAACUAACUCCUCAACUGUCUGGGUUUCAUCGCCUUUCGUUCUCUCAACGCCGUGAAAAUAAAAUUCCUCAAGAAGUUCUAGGUCAAAGCGACGCCGGAGUGGUAUUCACUAUACACCGGUUCGAUUUCCAUCGUUAUUUGAUUAUCUUCUCUCCUGCUUUAUACACGGUGUGGUCGCGAAGGAAAGUAACAGUCGAUUUGUAUGAGAAUUAUUGUCAGUUAAAGGAGAUGAGCAACAACACAAGCAUCAACGUUUCUCAUGAUGCUCUGGUUGUUAAACCCGAGCACCCUUAUGGUUCCAAAGGGAAUCAUGCUCUCCCUCAAGAUUCAGAAGAGAACAGAGGAUCACUAGGUGCGCAGAGUAGCACUAGUGUGGUUGAUCAGGUCCGGACGCCACCUGAUGAUUCCGGUAUCACUUCUUCAGCGUCUACCAUAUGCCCUGCACCUGUUUGUAGGCAAUUCUGGAAAGCUGGGAGCUAUAAUGAUGAAUUGAGUUCCAAGUCUCAGCAACCAACUGGAAAAAAUUAUCUUCAUGUGCACCCUAUGUUCCUUCACUCCAAUGCUACUUCACAUAAAUGGGCUUUUGGUGCUGUUGCAGAACUGCUUGACAAUGCUGUUGAUGAGAUCCAAAAUGGGGCCACUUUUGUCAUUGUAGAUAAAACCACAAAUCCAAGGGAUGGUACACCAGCAUUGCUAGUUCAAGAUGAUGGUGGUGGGAUGGAUCCUCAGGCAAUGCGGCAGUGCAUGGGUUUCGGAUUCUCAGAUAAGAAAUCGGAUUCAGCCAUUGGAAGAUAUGGUAAUGGUUUCAAGACCAGCACAAUGAGACUUGGAGCAGAUGCCAUUGUUUUCAGCCGCCAUUUCAAGAACCAAACAUGGACACAAAGUAUAGGGCUCCUUUCUUAUACCUACCUGACACGUACUGGCCAUGAUAGAAUAGUUGUUCCCAUUUUGGAUUUCGAGUAUAAGGCAUCAACUAGCGAAUUUGUGACAUUGCAAGACCGGGAACGUUAUAUAUCCAGUCUCUCCAUUCUACUAGAAUGGUCUCCAUUUUCAACCGAGGCAGAACUUUUGCAGCAGUUUGACGACAUUGGAUCACAUGGAACAAAGGUUAUUAUCUAUAAUUUGUGGCUCAACAGUGAUGCUAAAUUGGAAUUAGACUUUGACUCGGCUGUAGAGGAUAUUCUCAUUGAAGGAAACAUUAAAAAAACUGGAUGUAAGAUUACAAAUGAUCAUAUUGCAACACGGUUUUCCUACUCUCUUCGUGUUUACCUAUCCAUACUAUACUUGCGGAUUCCUGAGGCUUUCAAGAUUGUGUUGCGUGGUAAGGUUGUCCAACAGCAUAACGUUGCUGAUGAUCUCAAGCAUCCGCAGUACAUCUUGUAUAAGCCUCAUGUUGCUGGACAUGAAGAGGGUGAAGUUGUAACGACGAUUGGAUUUCUGAAAGAAGCUCCCAAAAUAAACCUUAAUGGGUUCUGCGUUUAUCACAAAAACCGCCUAAUAAUGCCAUUUUGGCAGGUCGUGAGCAACUCAAACAGCAGAGGAAGAGGAAUUGUUGGUGCUCUAGAAGCUAAUUUUGUUGAGCCAACCCACAACAAGCAGGAUUUUGAGAAAACGGUCCUUCUUCAGAAGCUUGAAAACCGUUUAAAGGAGAUGACAAUGGAGUAUUGGAAUUGCCAUUAUGUGUUGAUUGGAUAUCAAGAUGUUAAUAAGCCUCGACCUAAGGUGCCUCAAAAUGUACAACCUGGCGGUAGGCCAAAUGCCAACAUGCUCCGGAAGAAUUCUGCUGGAUAUAGUGGCAGACAAACAAUGAGCCCUCCUCCAGGCUUCCCAGCAGUUUUUAAUAACACAAACUUGGCAUCUCUCCCUAGAGUUUCAGCUGAGCCAGUGGUGUUAGAAAAGAGGAAAGAACAUCCUGAUCUUGUUGCAAGUGCUGCGUCAAGAAGAAAGGUGGGAAGUGAUGGCUUCACUGUCCCGGGGCAUAUUCGUGUUGAACAGUUCAUUCAAGGAUCUGCUAAUCAGUCACAAGAUAGUGAAAUUGUCAAGUUGAUGGAGAAAAACAAGAAGCUCCGAGCAAAAUGGUUGGACCACAAGGUGCGAAGUCAAACUCUUGAAGUCAAGGCCAUGAAUCUAAGCAGUGAGCUGGAGAAGGUUAAAAGUGAGUAUGAAAGGCUAAUGGAAGAGCUACAAGCUUUGAGUGUGGUGAAAGAGGAGCGCAGUAGACAUGUAAAUACGUAGAAGGUUUUCUCUGACACACCUUUUGGCUCGCCAUAACAUAUCCUUCUUCUUCUAGGUGGAAACUAAAAGUCCUUAAUUUUCUCUCUGCUACGCAAGGAUAACUUGGGCCCUAGGGAAACACAAAACAAACUGUGAAGGGAAAAAAAGGAUCCAUGUUUAUGAAACUAAGAUAUCAUUUUAUCUAACAGUCGGAAAAAGUUUUUGAACACAGUAAUGUAUCAAUAUUGCAAAUUUCAAAAUUUUAAUCAGAGCAUCAAUCAGUCUUUAA